This is a messenger RNA of Annulohypoxylon truncatum, 1172 nucleotides long. Its product is annotated as histidine-phosphotransfer domain, HPT domain-containing protein. Gene Ontology annotation, biological process: phosphorelay signal transduction system; phosphorylation. The transcript has 4 exons. Gene Ontology annotation, molecular function: histidine phosphotransfer kinase activity; protein histidine kinase binding. Bases 133 to 579 code for a protein of 148 amino acids. Lineage: Eukaryota; Fungi; Ascomycota; Sordariomycetes; Xylariales; Hypoxylaceae. The record is from RefSeq and is a predicted model, not a curated record. Gene Ontology annotation, cellular component: cytoplasm; nucleus.
UAAAGUCGCCGCGGUUUUUUUUCAAACCACCCACACGACCUUCUUCCAAGACAUAUUUGCCCAAUUUCACUGCGUUCCUUGGCGAUUCCGCUAUCUUUCAAGCCUAGUCCUUACAUCACACAGCCUAGCACCAUGGCUGCUAGCGACCAGAAUGAUGACGGUCACGACUCUAACAUGCCCGACCUGGGGGAUGCGAUCGAUAUCGUGACUUUUGGCCAGAUUCUAGAGAUGGACGACAGUGAAGAUGACCGUGAAUUCAGUAAAUCUAUCGUGUACGGCUUUUUUGAACAGGCCGAAGAGACAUUCGAGAAGAUGGACACUGCCCUGAAGGAAGAGAACCUUGACGAGCUAUACCGACUUGGCCACUUCUUGAAGGGUUCUUCUGCGACUCUUGGUUUGACCAAGGUUAAGGACAGUUGCGAGAAGAUUCAACGAUACGGCAAGAAGGAGAAUGUCGAUGGUACACCAGAAACGGAUGAGGCUCUCUGUAUUUCCCGAAUUACGGAAACACUAAAGACAGUCAAGGCGGAAUAUGCCGACGUGGAGCAGACGCUCAAGAAAUUUUUUAAUUCCACCUAGUCAGCAAAUGCGCGACGAUAUUUACAGUUUGAGUUCGAGUUGUAUUAUACGGCCGCCUUCGCGAUUAUGAUUAUCGCAUGAACCCUCCUCGAGGCGCAAGACCAUUGCCGAGGGGCUUCGAGCAUCAUGAGAAAUGACGGCUGCUCGAGGUUUACGGAGGGAAGGGACGGCAGCCGACAAAUAACCUAUCGAUCAGUUGACUUCAAAAUAUACCCCCACGCCUGUCUUCUCGUAUUUUCGAAGCCUCGAUCGCCAGGUAGAGGGCAGUUUACUUUUUAGGACGGUUCUAUUACAGGCAGAUCAAAUGGUUAAUGCACGCAAACCGGAGCAACGAUACGAAGUACGAUCAUCUAGGCUAGCUUAGGAAGCGAAAAGCUUCUCACGAUCGGACAGACAUAUUGCGCUCCCUAAUACACCUGUUUUCUCCUCCGCGAACUUCCACCUCCAAUCCUCUACUCUCAAGCCUCGUGGACAAUGCUGCCGCUCAUACGUUGCGAAAGGGUGUCAAAAUUGCAAUAUACGCAGAUUUGGAUUGCCCGGUGUUUAAUGGCGGCGCAUCUUGACGUAUUUCCCUACGUCAUCCCGCCCGUGCU